Gasterosteus aculeatus aculeatus (three-spined stickleback) is the source of this 1615-nucleotide messenger RNA. Its product is annotated as ATP-dependent RNA helicase DDX39A. Lineage: Eukaryota; Metazoa; Chordata; Actinopteri; Perciformes; Gasterosteidae. Gene Ontology annotation, molecular function: ATP binding; nucleic acid binding; RNA helicase activity. The record is from RefSeq and is a predicted model, not a curated record.
CAACGCCUUUUAGCAUGGGCGGGACGUCCGGUGUCUCGUAUAAACGAACUAAGGCCUCUCCAUGCGGUUUUGAUCUUCAGGUUGACGCGAAGCUAACGCCAACAAGAUAGACACCAUGGCAGAGAAUGAUGUUGAUAACGAGCUGCUCGACUAUGAAGAGGAUGAGGAGCCCCAAGGAGCCCCGGAGAGUGCAGCACCCGCAGGCAAGAAGGAGGUGAAGGGCUCCUACGUCUCCAUCCACAGCUCUGGCUUCAGAGACUUUCUGCUCAAGCCAGAGCUGCUCCGCGCCAUCAUCGACUGUGGUUUUGAGCAUCCGUCUGAAGUCCAGCAUGAAUGCAUCCCUCAAGCUAUUCUGGGCAUGGACAUCCUGUGCCAGGCCAAGUCUGGUAUGGGCAAGACUGCCGUGUUUGUGCUGGCGACACUGCAGCAGAUCGAACCUGUCGAUGGACAGGUGUCUGUAUUAGUCAUGUGCCACACACGAGAGCUGGCCUUCCAGAUCAGUAAGGAGUACGAGCGUUUCUCCAAGUACAUGUCCUCGGUCAAGGCGGCCGUGUUCUUCGGCGGCAUGGCCAUCAAGAAGGACGAGGACGUCCUGAAGAAGAAUUGCCCUCACAUCGUGGUUGGAACCCCGGGCCGCAUGCUCGCUCUCAUCCGCAACAAGACCCUCUCCCUGAAGAACGUCAAGCACUUUGUCCUGGAUGAGUGUGAUAAAAUGUUGGAGCAGCUAGACAUGAGGCGUGAUGUACAGGACAUCUUUAAGAUCACACCACACGAGAAGCAGGUCAUGAUGUUCAGUGCCACUCUGAGCAAGGAGAUACGACCAGUCUGCCGCAAAUUCAUGCAGGAUCCCAUGGAGGUAUUUGUGGACGACGAGACCAAACUGACACUCCACGGCCUGCAACAAUACUACUGCAAGCUGAAGGACAGCGAGAAGAACCGCAAGCUCUUUGACCUGCUCGACGUGUUGGAGUUCAACCAGGUGGUGAUCUUUGUCAAGUCAGUCCAGCGCUGCGUUGCUCUGGCCCAGCUUCUGGUGGAACAGAAUUUCCCUGCCAUCGCCAUCCACAGGGGAAUGGCCCAGGAGGAGAGGCUGUCUCGCUAUCAGCAGUUCAAGGACUUCCAAAGGCGGAUCCUGGUGGCCACCAACCUCUUCGGUCGAGGGAUGGACAUCGAGCGGGUCAACAUUGUCUUCAACUACGACAUGCCGGAAGAUUCUGACACCUAUUUGCACAGGGUUGCCCGUGCCGGUAGGUUUGGCACAAAGGGGUUGGCUAUAACCUUUGUGUCGGACGAGACCGACGCCAAGACUCUGAACGACGUGCAGGACCGCUUCGAGGUCAACGUGGCCGAGCUGCCGGACGAGAUCGACAUCUCCUCUUACAUCGAGCAGUCCAGAUGAGUCCUCCAGCCGAGCCGAAGGCACUUCAUGGAUUAUGUGUUUGGAAGUAAUGUUUCACCAUUGAUUUGAAAGCUCUGCUCGUUCCUAAUGUUCACCAAACCUUUAUUUUUAUUGUCAGUUUUGGGGUAGUGGGGGGGAGGUUAUGGUCAAUUUUUAAUUUGUCUUUUACAGUUUUUGUUUUUGCUGAAUGGAAUUAAAACUUUUUAUAAAAUGCCA